This is a messenger RNA of Notothenia coriiceps (black rockcod), 6506 nucleotides long. RefSeq names its product glycogen synthase kinase 3 beta, genome duplicate a (gene gsk3ba). The transcript has 11 exons. Gene Ontology annotation, biological process: regulation of microtubule cytoskeleton organization; insulin receptor signaling pathway; negative regulation of canonical Wnt signaling pathway. Lineage: Eukaryota; Metazoa; Chordata; Actinopteri; Perciformes; Nototheniidae. The record is from RefSeq and is a predicted model, not a curated record. Gene Ontology annotation, cellular component: glutamatergic synapse; cytoplasm; beta-catenin destruction complex. Bases 2323 to 3600 code for a protein of 425 amino acids. Gene Ontology annotation, molecular function: beta-catenin binding; ATP binding; tau-protein kinase activity.
GAAUGAUUCCUUAUAAUAUUGCCUAGCGGAAGCAUAUAAUACACUGUUUUGAAAACUAAUGGCUUUAUUAUGUUUGAUCAAUUAUUGACUAAUGCUUUGUUGUUCAAUUAAAAGGCAAUCAUGAGAAUUAUUUUGGGUUGCAAGAUUGUGAAAAAGCCAUUUGACUUAUUCGACUCUAUUGCAAAAAAAACAUUUUUUAUGUAAGUAAUCACAUUGGUGUUGUAGUGAUACCUAUUUGUUAUAUAUUCCUUAUUCACUUGAUGUGUCUUGCAAAAUGUAUGGGAUUAUACAACACUUAUUUUUAAAGGCUGACUUCACCAAGUUGUUUUUUUCUUGAACUCGGAGGCAUACAUCUGUAUUAUACAGUAGCACUUACAUACACACAACUUUCAAGUGUUUUUCCCAUAUUUCUUUUACAGAGGAGUUUGUUCAUUUAUCCAAUACUUUCCAAAUCCAAAAAGUAAUGUUUACAUGGCUGUUGAAAGUAUUUUCUGAUAUAUGAUACAAAGAGUUCCUUCUAUAAUAUCCUUUCACAUAUAUGUCAACAAAACAAAACAAGAGUUUGGACCUGGCUCUAUCCAAUGUUACCUAAAUAUAUCCUGGCAACUAAUUUCCUAAUUAACAGCUGAUCUAUGUGCACAAGUAACAGUUCAAGGUUCAGCUGCUUUGUUAUUACACAAUAUAGGAAUUAGAGUUUCUGCUUUAGCCCAAUCCAGCCUACGCAGAUCAAAUGAAACAAACACAACUAAGAAACCAUACAAAUGUACAAAAUAAAAUAUACCGUUUUGUAUAUGUAACAUCACUGCAAUAUAUAGGCCCUAUAUCAGAGUUUUGUUGCAAAUAAUUGAGGUUGUCACGUUGAUGAGUGAAGGGAGUGUUGCGGUUAAUGAUUUAUAUACCAUUUAUCAAUUAGUUUCAGCUUAUAAACCCUUAUUAAAGUGCACUGUACUAGAGAGCAGUAGUCUACCCUACUGCAUGAACGAUUAAAUGUAACAUGAAAAUAUUAACCUGGAUAAAGGGCUGUUGUGACAAGGCAGCCAUGCACAUAUUAACACACGCAUUAUUACAAUUAUUAAGCAUUAUGACUCUAAUGAAAUGGUAGUGCCAGAGGGCUGCGGGAAUGAAAAAGUGAAAGAGAGAUAGUGAACGUGCCUCUGUGACUAACAUAGCAACAGUACUGCAUGACCACAGGUGCACUGUGACAGCUGGGUCCAUUUCACAGGCUGGUUUUAGAGCUCCAUUGGCCGAAAAAGUAAUCAAUCCUGGGAGCAGAUCCGCCCAUUGUCCCUGUCGCGGCACGGGAAAAAUCCUUUGAAGUCAUGUGGGCGUUGCCAAGCAAAUUAUGCCAUGUGGUGCUCAAGAGCAGGGUUCUUAUUGGACCACAGUAACACAGGAAACGCCCAUUCCUGAAGUAUACUCUCUCUGAUUGGCUAACUUGGCCACCCCAGAUUCGCCAUUUGCGCGUUCACAGUUGCUCUAUUCUCCGUCGCAGUUUACGUCAACAGCGUGAACCUCCUUCUGUGACAGCGGAGCAAGCCCUGUAACCUUUUACGGAAAUGGCGUAGCAAACGUGCGCAACGACAAAGACAGCGAGCCGAAACCUAUGGGGAAGGAAUAAAAAAAGAAAUUCAGUAUCGUCGCACUCUGUACCUAAGGACCAUCAUUUUCUGAAGAGGUAGCUGCCCCGGAGCCUCGGUGAAGACACCGAAAUUUGACGACAACGAGGGCGGAUUUUAAAUAGGCACUGAGCCUUUGAUUUCGUAGAGAGAGACUGUUGCAACUGGCAGAUUUUCCGUUGGACGGUCUAGUGAGGGAGCCGCCAUGGCAGUCGGAUCAUUGAGCCUCCACAUCGGGAUAUGAAUAGGAACUGCAUGUGUCCCGAAUAGUCAAGAAAACGCUGCAUACCCUUUGAUCCUCACAGGAUCAGCUAUCCUAACAACUGAUCUCACCCUUCCUCAUCUUUGUGAAAGUGGUUUUGCACCCAGAAAGAAAACGCUAUUGGUUUUAAUCGGGGGGCCACAGGGAGAGGCCAGAUUCAUGACUAUUUUAGUCGGAGACGUUUCUUCAGAGGCCCGCUGAGAGAAAAACCUGGAAUAUAAGGAAGAAAUGCUGCUCUGAUUGACCAUAGGUGGGCAAGAAAGGGUAGUUUUUAGGGAGAAACAGACUACAGUGAAGCAUAAAGGGGUCGCUUUCUGCCUAUCUUCCCUGUGAAUUUCUUUUACUGUCAUCCUUUUUGGAUGAGAAGGUCCGGCAAAAUCAAUCAGCCCAGCCGUAUAGCCAGUCACAGUCUCCGAGCAGAGAGAGAACCAGAGGGAUUCGAUCAUGUCGGGUCGGCCUAGGACCACAUCCUUCGCGGAGAGCUGCAAACCAGUGCCGCAGCCCUCGGCUUUCGGCAGCAUGAAAGUCAGCAGGGAUAAAGAUGGCAGCAAGGUAACAACAGUCGUGGCCACUCCUGGUCAAGGCCCUGACCGGCCACAGGAAGUGAGCUACACGGACACGAAGGUCAUCGGCAACGGCUCGUUCGGCGUGGUCUACCAGGCCAAACUCUGCGACUCCGGAGAGAUGGUGGCCAUCAAGAAGGUCCUGCAAGACAAGAGGUUUAAGAAUCGGGAGCUGCAGAUCAUGAGGAAGUUGGACCACUGCAACAUAGUCCGCCUGCGCUACUUCUUCUACUCCAGUGGAGACAAGAAAGAUGAGGUGUAUCUGAAUUUGGUUCUGGAUUACGUUCCUGAGACUGUCUACAGAGUGGCCCGACACUACAGCCGAGCCAAACAGACCCUGCCCAUGGUUUAUGUCAAGUUGUACAUGUACCAGCUGUUCAGGAGCCUGGCCUACAUCCAUUCGUUUGGGAUCUGUCAUCGGGACAUCAAGCCCCAAAAUCUGCUGCUGGAUCCAGAGACCGCUGUGCUCAAGCUCUGCGACUUUGGCAGUGCCAAGCAGCUGGUCCGCGGGGAGCCUAAUGUGUCCUACAUCUGCUCUCGCUACUAUCGAGCACCUGAGCUCAUCUUCGGUGCCACUGACUACACCUCCAGCAUAGAUGUGUGGUCAGCUGGGUGCGUGCUAGCAGAGCUGUUGCUAGGACAACCAAUCUUCCCCGGUGACAGUGGAGUGGAUCAGUUGGUUGAAAUUAUAAAGGUUCUCGGCACCCCGACCCGAGAGCAGAUCCGGGAGAUGAACCCCAACUACACUGAGUUCAAGUUCCCCCAGAUUAAGGCACAUCCUUGGACUAAGGUGAGUCAACAGGUGUUCCGGCCGCGCACGCCUCCCGAGGCCAUCGCCCUGUGCUCUCGCCUGCUGGAGUACACCCCCACCGCCCGCCUCACCCCUCUAGAGGCCUGCGCCCACUCUUUCUUUGACGAGCUGCGCGACCCCAACGUCAAACUGCCCAACGGGAGAGAGAAGCCCUCCCUCUUCAAUUUCACCACCCAGGAGUUAUCCAGUAAUCCCUCUCUGGCCUCCAUACUCAUCCCAGCCCACGCCCGCAGCCAAGCAGCCGCCUCCACCCCCACCAACACCUCUGCCACCACAGAUGGCAGCAGCACAGAGCGAGGCCCCAGCACCACCACCGCCUCCGCCUCGGCAUCCAACUCAACCUCCUGAGCCCUCAGACGCCCCGGCCUCAGCCCCCGCCCUCGGCCUCUCUAUCGCCCCGGCCAGGGCGUGAUCUCCGCUCAGCUCCGCCCCGCUCUCCCCCCCGAUAGCAGCGGAGCGAUGCUGACGCAGUCCGGGUUCAACAGCUAGCCCACAGCCCCAUGCCUAAACCACAAACCAAGCCCCCCUAAUCCCUGAUCUUUUGUCCCUGACUGGCCCUUCAUCCAGCUGUUUGAACUCUACUCCAUCCUCCCUCAAAGACGUCUCUCCGUGCCCUCUCGACGGGGAAGCAAAGCGCAGGGCCAGAGGUGUUGUCGACUGUACUCUUGUUAAAGUACACUGUACAUGUAUACACAAUGCUAGCCUGCUAAUGUUUGUAAGAGGACAAUCUGUAGAAAAAGUCCUAAGCUGUUCCCCCUCUCCGGCCUUCCCCCUUCGUCCUCCUCGUCCCAUUUUUCUGCAUCCUUUGACCUCUGACCCCGAUGUGUCCCCUGGCCGACCCCCCCCUUGGUUCCUCCUGUAGUGCAUGGCCUGAGUAUGGUUAGGAUCUCCCGGGGGUCUCCACACCCUCUCACUUCUCAACUCCACUUCUGCAGACAAGGCAUGAGGCUCACGCACGGGUAUACACACAUACACACUCACAAACACACACAUACACACACACACACACACACACACACACACACACACACACACACACACACACACACACACACACACACACACACACACACACACACACGGGUGCAUGAUGAUCCUGAUGUAUGUGGAAAGACGCAGUCCACCUGUGGGGGUAACGUUUGGACAGGUUUUUUUUAUCGUUUUUUUUCCGUUGCCUAGGGUUGUUUUUAAAUGGUCUGAAAAGCUGUUUUACGCGACCUUGUUUUAAAUUGUUUUGUACUCCUGGGCAGAUGUUUUUGGAUUGCCAUGUGCGAUGGAUGUGACAUGUAUCUGGUCCUGUGUGCUUGUAUAAUAUAUACAUACAAAACAAACUUGCAUACAUACACAGUUUAUAUAUUACUUUUCCUUAUGUAUAAAAAGUAUAUAUAGAUAUAUGUAUAUUAACUACGAUGGUUCAGAAAUCAUUUAUGGUGAGCUCAUAUCUGGCAGAGCAGUGGCAAUAUUUGCUGCUGCCUAAAGACAAUAGACCUAGAUGAGGUGGUGUUUUUGUUUUCUUUGCUGGAGUGUUGUUAGAUUCCAGCUGUCUGCCCUGUGUUGUCUGUAUUAAGGCCGUCGAUGGAUUUAGGGCAUUGCUCUAUUCCUUGUCUUUGUACCGACUGUCUGUAACAGUGUUUCUGUCACAGUGCAGUUUCUAGACGAACAUCUUCCCCCCCGUCCUUUUUCUCUCAGUCUCUGUGAAAAAUUCACGGUGUUUCUCAUCACUCUUCUUUCUGGUGUCGGUCCCCUCACCUCUGACUGUCUCCUGUUCUGUGACCACUGACUGAAGUGUUAGCCUUCUCCCCCCCCCCCCCUCGCCGCACAUAGAGCCCCUCGGUACAGUCUGUCCAAGCGUCUUAUUUACAGACAAUACUCACUACAUUUAAAAAAGAAGAAAAAAAGAAAAAAAAGAAAGAAAAGCAGAAUUUGUAUAUACAGUAUAAAUGCUCCUCACCAAAAUUCUGAUUUUUUUUAUGUUUAUUCUUUUUUGUUCAUGUUGUGUUCAAGGUAUGUAUGUAUGCAGACCCAUGUACUGUUUAUGAGCAAAAACAAAGAUGAUAAAAGGUAGGGAAAGAAGAAAUGAAAGGAAAAAAAGAUUAAAAAAAUGAAUCAGGGCAAAACUGAUGUUUAUGGAUAUUGUUGAUGAUGAUGAUCAACUUUAUCCAGCCAUAUGUUCAAUCUUACCUGUACAGUACAGUAGAUGACAGCUGUAUUAUUGUAACACCAACUAGUCAUGUAUAGUGUAACUAUAGUUUGGAGUGCCUUUGCUUUCAUACAUCUUCGCCUUGUUUCCCCUCUCACCCGCCUCCCCCUUCCAUCACCCACUCCCCCCACCGACUUGGACUCUCCCUUUGGUGCUGUUGAAUGUCCUGCAACACACACACACACACACACACACACACACACGAUUUUCAGUCCCCUCCCCCCUCUUCCCAUUUUUCAUUGCACACUUAAUGUAAUAUACAGACAUUGUUAAUUAUUGUAAGGAUUAUUUUUUUCCUUAACUGAAGAUACGAGUAGUGUUUAUUUUAAUAGAUGUUUUAUCUUGGACACACACAGCACAAACUUGUAUACCACAGUCCUGGCACAGGCUCCGGGGCUUGAAGUGGGUUUGGGGGAUGGCAGCGGGGGUUAAAAAAGGCCUCGUAUACUGUAGUCAAUACAGUAUAGUUUCUGUGUAACUCACAGUGUUGGUUCUGUUACCAAAAGCCAAACUAAGAUGUAGUUGUGAUGAGGCAGUUAUGUACGUACUCUGUCUCCUGGAUCUUUUUUUGUCCUUUUUGCUUGUUCUCCUUCCUGUCUGCGCACUUCAGUAGCACCUAAGGCAUCGAGUCAUGUAGCCUCUCUCCUGUCUCCUGCUUGCUGUAAUUUUGCAUUCAUGAACGUGUUGCUCCCCUCCACAAGAAAGAUUGAACACCUCACCCUACCCCCUAACUCCAGUUCAAUAAAAACACCACAAAGGUUACCAAAAAAUAAGUGUAUAUACUAGUAUAAAAUAUUAUGCUGGCAUAUACACACGUUUAACAUGUUAACUGGGUUUAAAGAAAAAGAGUACCACACAACAUCCUGUAUAACAGUACUACUACUUGAAUGCCUCCGUUUGUGACUGAAACUUUGAUUUCAUUUUUUUGUUUUGUUCUGUGAAGGUAUGCUAAAUGUGCACCUCUGUAAAUAUUCCCUCUGCGUGCUCUGAGGAAUAGUUCCCUGGUACUGUAAUUUGCAUUAAAUAAAGAGUAGGAUAGCCUGGAAAUGAUCAA